Messenger RNA from Malania oleifera, 3195 nucleotides. RefSeq lists its product as uncharacterized. The transcript is spliced from 15 exons. Gene Ontology annotation, cellular component: intracellular membrane-bounded organelle. Gene Ontology annotation, biological process: autophagy. The record is from RefSeq and is a predicted model, not a curated record. NCBI's taxonomy places the organism in Eukaryota, Viridiplantae, Streptophyta, Magnoliopsida, Santalales, Ximeniaceae. Gene Ontology annotation, molecular function: protein binding. The coding region runs from base 285 to 2762 and encodes 825 amino acids.
CCGUGUUUUAGUUUUAUUGUUAUUAUUAUUAUUAUUAUUAUUAUCAUCACUCCCGUGACUGGGUUAACGCUUUCUGGUUCAAGCCCUUUUUUAGGUUUUCUCGCCAUUCAAAUACGUCGGGCGAGAGACAGAGAGAGAGAGAGAGGAGAGAGAGAGCUUUAACCCAAGAGAGAGGGAGGGGGAGAGCUGUCUUCAAGGGUUUGCAGAGGGAAGAAUCAGGGUUCGGAUGGAUGCUUUUUCUGUCUGCAGCUCUUUCUGAAGCGAUCUCCCCCGUAUGAAAUUCCAUGAAGGAAAUGACAGGAUCUUCGUGGCGGCAUGGUCCAGACGCACCCUCGUCCUCAUCGUCGCAGCCUCAGAUCCCUCCUCUCCAACCUGCCCUCAAUCGCAGUGAUAGAAAUCUCUUUCAUUUGUUAGUACGAAGAGAGAUUUCUCCCCGAACAAGGCACACCCCAAAGAGGUUAUGGGGUGAAGCUUUUAAAUUGAAUAGCGACUCUUUGUAUAGGUCCAAGAGUGAAGCAGCCAGAGACGCAAGACAUGGUCUUUUCUCAUGGGUAGAGGCAGAGUCGUUGCGACAUUUAUCAGCCAAGUAUUGUCCAUUGGUGCCUCCUCCAAGGUCAACUAUUGCUGCAGCAUUUAGUCCUGAUGGAAGAACACUUGCUUCUACACACGGUGAUCACACUGUAAAGAUAAUUGAUUGUCAUACUGGUAGCUGCUUAAAGGUGUUGAGUGGUCAUAGGAGGACACCUUGGGUGGUUAGGUUCCAUCCAUUGUAUCCAGAAAUACUUGCAAGUGGGAGCUUGGAUCAUGAAGUUCGCCUAUGGGAUGCGAAUACUUCAGAUUGCAUAGGAUCUCGUGAUUUCUAUCGUCCUAUUGCUUCCAUUGCUUUCCAUGCCAAAGGGGAACUCCUUGCUGUUGCUUCUGGUCACAAGCUAUACAUGUGGCACUACAAUGCCAGAGGAGAAGGUUCCUCACCCACCAUGGUAUUGAAGACAAAACGAUCACUCCGGGCUGUGCAUUUUCAUCCACAUGGUGCCCCUUUUCUAUUAACUGCUGAGGUCAAUGAUCUUGACUCUUCAGAUUCCUCAAUGACCCAGGCGACAUCUGUGGGUUACUUGCGUUAUCCUCCUCCUGCUGUAUUUAUGUCAAAUGUUCAUUCCAGAGACCCUCUUACCUUGGCUGCUGAACUGCCUUUCAUGUCUUUUCCGUUCUUGUUUUUGCCUUCAAAUGCAAGAGAUGAUUCAAGAACUGAUUUGCAGAAUGAUAAUAGGCUUGUUGGUUCAAGCAGCAUACAAGUGGAAUCUUCAUCAGUGCAGUUUCAAACGCGUGCUAAUACAGUGCAGCAGAAUGAUGAUAUGGCAUGUCCUAUGGAGACCUCUCCUGUAAUACCUUCUGGUUCAUAUCAUGGUACAGAAGAUGCUGUUAAUAAUUAUUUUCCUAAUGGAUUGCAAAAUGGUGUUGGAGAUCCUACAUGUGAUGCUAUGGAGACCACAGAAGUGCAAUCUCUUGAGAGUUAUAUCCUAAGAAGCACUACUAAUCUAGAUGCUUUUGCUGGUGCCAAUAGCUCGCAGCUUGGAGCACCUGGUCAAAUUUCUGGUCAGCAGGACUCUGUUCCAUAUGGACAAAUUAAUCAAUUCUUGCCUUGUCGAGAUCCAUCAUGUUGGGAGCUACCUUUCCUGCAAGGAUGGUUAAUGGGUCAAAGCCAAGCUGGAAUACCUGCAAUGCUUCCUUCUAAUGGCAGUGCUAACGAAUAUUUAUCUCGAUAUUCUGGAUUAAAUUCUACCCCCUGGACAGAUUUGUCAGCUCGUAAUGUGGAGGCUUCAACAGCUUCUUUAGCCAUGCCAGGUGGGAUCUGUCCAUCAGGGAUUUCUGGAAGAUCAAGUUUGCGAAAUCGUUUGCGGCGCAUCCGUUUGGUUUCGAUAUCAGAUUCUAGGGAGGGCGCUGCUUCUAUGAAUGGUAUUCAUGAUGGGAGCAAUACUCAGCCCAUUCUUAAUAGAAUUCAAACUGAACUAGCCACGUCACUUGCUGCUGCAGCAGCUGCAGAAUUACCUUGCACUGUGAAGCUAAGGAUAUGGCCUCAUGAUAUAAAAAAUCCUUGUGCCAUUCUCGAUGUUGAAAAAUGCCGCUUAACCAUACCACAUGCUGUCCUCUGUAGUGAGAUGGGUGCCCAUUUUUCACCAUGUGGGAGAUAUUUAGCUGCCUGUGUUGCAUGCAUGCUUCCUCAUUCAGAAGUUGAACCUGGAUUACAGAUGCAAAUCCAUCAUGAAUCCACAGGGUCUGCAACAUCUCCAACUCGACAUCCAAUCACAGCACACCAAGUUGUGUACGAGCUUCGAAUAUAUUCCCUUGAAGAAGCAACAUUUGGUUCAGUGCUUGUAUCCCGGGCAAUUAGGGCUGCUCAUUGUUUGACUUCGAUUCAGUUCUCACCCACAUCUGAGCAUAUAUUACUGGCCUAUGGUCGGCGGCAUAGUUCUUUGCUUAAAAGCGUUGUUGUUGAUGGGGAAACAACAAUACCUAUUUAUACUAUCUUGGAGAUUUACAGAGUUUCAGAUAUGGAACUUGUGGGAGUUCUUCCUAGUGCUGAAGAUGAGGUUAAUGUUGCUUGCUUUCAUCCAUUGGCUGGAGGUGGUCUAGUGUAUGGUACCAAGGAAGGAAAGCUCAGGGUUCUCCAGUAUGACAGCAGUCAUGGCAUGAAUUGUGCAGGAGCAAAUUUUGUUCUUCAGGAAAACAUGGUUGAGCUACAGGCAUAUGCUUUAGAAUGCUAGAAACGAGUGAGUGAACCAUUGAAUUUGGCUACAAUUCAACUUGGAUGGAGAUUGUGUCAGUCCGGUUUACAGCAGAACUUAGCUGAAUGUUUUAGUUCAGAUAUCGGAGUCUCAUCUCUUGGGGGAAGGUACCAAACUACAACAAAUAUUAACGUGCCAAACUGUACAAUAUGAUGUCCCUGUAAUAUUCAAAGGCAUGUGUUUUCCUCUCUUUUUCACACUUUUUUUUUUUCCCCUUUUCUUUUCUGUCACCCUUUUCCCCUUUUGUUGUUUAUUAGUUAGGGGGAAAAAUGUCAGCGUCUCCCGUAUAGCUGGGGUGGCUUGGGGGGCGGUGUUCUUUGGAUGGAACUGGCUAACAGAUAGGCUGAUGUAAUUUUUAAAAUGGACAAUUUCAUUGGCCUGUAACAAGCAGCAGCCAGCGGCCUUUGCCUUC